Fusarium venenatum is the source of this 1860-nucleotide messenger RNA. RefSeq lists its product as uncharacterized. The record is from RefSeq and is a predicted model, not a curated record. Gene Ontology annotation, biological process: regulation of transcription by RNA polymerase II. Gene Ontology annotation, cellular component: nucleus. Lineage: Eukaryota; Fungi; Ascomycota; Sordariomycetes; Hypocreales; Nectriaceae.
AUGUUAUCGAUUCCCCGCCUACACCAGCAACAAUUUCAACUCCAACAACAUCUUCAGAACAACUCUUCCAACUCUCAGCAGCAGUAUCCUUUCGCCCAAAAUUGUCACGCCGAAUACAACGCUGCUUCUUACUCGGAUAUUCCAAGAUCGAAUUACGACGCUGAGAUUGCUGCUCUGAGCCAGCAAUUACCUACCGAGCUCAUGCCUAACGAAAACUGGGGACUCGCCCAGCAGACUCCAAGGUCUCGCGCCGCUCACCAGCGUGAAACCUCCUUGUCAUCGCUUGGAUCUUCUACUGCAGGACCUACUUCUCCUUUCAACAACCACAACAUACCCGGCCCAUUCAUCGCCAUCACAGACGCCAACGACCAAGGCAAUUCAUCAUCACACUAUCAACUAGCCAAGUCAAUGCCUUCGUAUGCAGCAUAUCAAAAUUGUGGAGGAAUGGAACAGCACGCCAUGCCUGACAUGAACUAUCCGGUUACACUUCCUGGACCUAAUGGCAAGCCCAGAAUGGACCGAGGACUCAUGCAUGCUCCUGAAUAUCUCGGUGGCUCUACCCGUUCUCAUCCUGCCUCGGUGGCGAGUUCCAUCGCAGGUGACUCACCUGCCACGCCUACAGUUGGUGAAACAGAUGUCACAGAGAGAAGAAGAAAAGGUAAUAACCUUUAUUACUCAUCAAUUGCAAGCAAGGACUCACAAUUUGAUCGUCUAGGCUUUCCAAAUGCCCCAAAGCUCGACAGAACUAUGACGGAUAUCUAUGGCGAUGAACUUUACAGCCCCAACUUCGCCGUCACAUCUACGCCUCCUCCCUCUCAGGCUCAAGUCUCAGUGUCACCCACAAACGACGUUUUUAACCAGCGACUUCAUGCAGCCAACAACCAGCAUCUCAGCGCUGCCCAUUCACCAGCCUCCAGCACUUCACGGGAUAGAUCACCGUUCCGCACAGGAUCACCUCUGGCACCAUCACCGGCCCACGAUUUCGGAAACCCCAACCUUAACCAAAACAUGCCAUUCAACAGCGCUCAGCGCAUUCGAGAGCAAACCAAGGCUCAGCAAGACGCCCAGUUCAUUCAACAGCAGAUGAACAUGAAGCAGGAGCCCGAGACACCAAAGACCAUCUCUCCCAAGGAUGCUAUCCUGGAGUUUAACGAGUCUGAGGGCGACAACAACUUCCCUCUCUUCCCCCAGGAUGGAUUUGGUAUGGACCAGUUUCCCAAGGCUAUGAUGAGUUCGCAGGAGUCAGUUCCCGAAACACAUGCUCAACAUCAAUUCAACUUUCUUCCACCUCACGGAGCUCCUGGUAUUACAGUGCCACAGCAAUACCCAUUCAUCGCACACCCGACACGAAUCAGCCAUGAUAGCCCUCCUCGUCUGAGUUCAACUGGUUCAAGUUCAAACGGGUCCCGCAACGCCACUCCAGCAACCCGCCCUAUCAACACCGCUGCCGAUGGUGGCACUUACACUUGCACAUAUCACGGCUGCACUCUACGAUUCGACACACCAGCACAGCUUCAGAAGCACAAGCGAGAAGGUCACCGUCAGACACAGACAAUGGGUCCUGCUCGCCCUCGAGAUAUUAGCAUGACAACUUCAUUGUUGAACAGUCAAGCUGGUCCUCAUCGCUGUGAUCGAAUCAACCCAAGCACUGGCAAGCCCUGCAACACUGUUUUCUCUCGGCCAUACGACCUUACCCGCCACGAGGAUACUAUCCACAACGCUAGAAAGCAGAAGGUGCGAUGUGACCUCUGCACUGAAGAGAAGACAUUCAGCCGUGCAGACGCCCUCACCAGACACUACCGGGUGUGUCAUCCGGACAUGGAGCUUCCGGGAAAGCACAGACGUCGUGGAGGUGCUUGA